Myotis myotis is the source of this 1181-nucleotide messenger RNA. RefSeq names its product zinc finger matrin-type 5 (gene ZMAT5). The coding region runs from base 167 to 763 and encodes 198 amino acids. Gene Ontology annotation, cellular component: U12-type spliceosomal complex. Gene Ontology annotation, molecular function: zinc ion binding. The record is from RefSeq and is a predicted model, not a curated record. The transcript is spliced from 4 exons. NCBI's taxonomy places the organism in Eukaryota, Metazoa, Chordata, Mammalia, Chiroptera, Vespertilionidae.
UGGUGUUGCAGCUUUAAUUCGCAAAGAUUUCUGGGAAAGGAGAACUGAUACCUAAGGAAGGACUACGAAUCCCAGCAAGCAGUUCGCAACGCAAGGGCGGAGGAGGAGGAGCGCUGGGCCGUCGGGCCGGGCCGAGCCAGGCAGGGGCAGCCGCGGGCGCGGGGCCAUGGGGAAGCGUUACUUCUGUGACUACUGCGACCGCUCCUUCCAGGACAACCUCCACAACCGCAAGAAGCACCUGAACGGGCUGCAGCACCUCAAGGCCAAGAAGGCCUGGUACGACAUGUUCCGAGAUGCAGCUGCCAUCUUGCUGGAUGAACAGAACAAGCGGCCCUGCAGGAAGUUUCUGCUGACAGCUCGGCUGGAACCAGCAACCGCUGCGAGAUGGCAAGGAACCCUGGAGACGCCGAUGGGGGUGCUAGCCUGGCGGAUGAAGUUAGCCUGGGAGCCCAGCCCACUCCCGGCAGGCAGGCUGGAGGGGCAGCAGGUCUGGCAGUGCCCAGAAGGUGCGGAAGUAGAGCGGAGGGCGCUAGGUGUUGAUGUGACUGCUCAGUAUCCAGCCAGGAAGGAGGCAUGUGGUUUAGAGAUAAAGACCUCAGUCAGUGAGGAGCCAAGGCAGAUGGAAAUAAGGGAAGAAAAAGAGGCCAAAGCCGGGAGCAUUCGUCUCCUCCACGCCGGCCAUGAGGGCCUGCACUCUAAGGGCUUGGCCCUGAGCUUCCUAGCGGCCGAGGCAGAGAUGAAAGCCACGAUGAUUGACAGAUGACUGACAUGGUGUAAAGGCGCAGCCCUGGGAGAGGAGCUGCUGUUGACCCAGGGAAGCGAGGUCAGGAGAUGGCGCUGUCCCCAGCACGGGCCCCAGGCCUGCAGGUCAGGGGGCUCCCCCAGGACUCCCCGUGGAGGGCCUAUUCACUGGGAGGUGGCGCUGGCUUAGGACACCUCCAAUCUUCUGUUAUUUUGAGACACAUUUUGGUCUUCUCGGUUGAGGUUCAGAAAGCCACCCUGGACGGUGUACCUCCUUUCAUGGUGCAAAUUACAGCCAUUCAGGCCUUUCUGGGAGCUGCUCACCAAGCCCAGUGAGCGGACCGGCCCCCGGGGGGUGGGGGGGCACGGCCAAGAGUGCAGAGGAAGCAUGACCUUUUCGGGGACCCACGUGUAGUUCCUGAGGCGGGGUCACAAGUUCC